CCGGUCGCCAGCCCGCAGGAAGCGUUGACGUCGCUCGUCUUGUCCGGCGAGAUCCAGUUUCCCUUAAACCGCUCUCGCGUGUUUGUCUGUUCUCGUCGCGUCGUGCGUCCUACCUACCGAUUAUUUUUCUCCUCCUCCCCCCUCCCCUCGUCCGCGUGUACGCGAUCGUCGGCACGGUGUAGAGAGGAAUCGCGCGGUACAUACAACACGCUCGUGUCGUCGUCGUCGUCGCCGCCGCCGUCGCCGCCGCCGCCGUUGUCGUCGUCGUCGUUGUCGUCGUCGUCAACGUCGUCGUCAACGUCGCCGCCGCCGCCGCCGCCGUGGUCGUCGCAGCAGCGCCGUGUAGCUUCUGGAAAGAAGUACUGGAUUUUGACGCAUCGCUGGGUGCAUCGUCCAGGAUGGCGUUCAAUGGAGACGGUCCACACUCCAAGAGACAGCGGCUCGAGGAAUCCGGACACAGAAAUCACGAGUAUGGCGCGUACGGAGACGAGCCACGUCGCAAAAGAGAAGACAAUAACAAGCCGAACCACGUCCUACUCUUCACAAUUAUCAACCCAGUAUACCCCAUCACCGUGGAAGUAUUGCACGCGAUUACGGCGAACACCGGACAAGUGCAGCGCAUCGUGAUCUUCAAGAAAAAUGGCGUGCAGGCCAUGAUAGAGUUUGAUUCGGUAGAAUCUGCAACUAGAGUGAAAGAGGCGCUUCACGGGGCUGACAUUUACUCGGGCUGCUGCACACUGAAAAUCGACUACGCGAAGCCAACGAAGCUCAACGUCUACAAGAACGAUACCGAGAGCUGGGAUUACACGACGCCGACGUUGGGCUCAAACACACACAAAAACGACGCGACAGGAAAUGGAAGGCCGGCUCCCCUUUUGGCGGAACCAAGAUACGGCGCCGCGCCCCAGCCAUACGGCACGCCACAGGUCUUCCCGCCGGCCACCGGGCACGAUCGUUACGAGGAAAAUUUCAACGGGCCAGCGACGUACGCGGAGCCGUACGUGGAGCGUUACGGUAUCAAGAGCGAUUUCAGCGGCCGCGAGCCGUUACAUCCCACGCCACCUCGGCCGGGCUACGUGCCCACCCUGGGUCAAACGCCACCCUCCAGCACGCAGGGCUCCGUGAUGAUGGUGUACGGCCUGCAGCCGGACAAAGUCAAUACCGACAAGCUCUUUAACCUGUUCUGCCUCUACGGUAACGUGACAAAGGUUAAGUUCUUGAAGACGAAGGAAGGAUGUGCCAUGAUCCAAAUGGGCGACAGUAUAGCCGUAGAGCGGUGUUUACAAAACCUGAACAACGUCACGAUCGGGACGGACGGCAGGCUGCAGCUCGCCUUCUCGAAGCAGGCCUUCCUCUCGGACGUCACCAACCCUUACAUUCUACCCGACAAGACAGCGAGCUUCAAGGAUUUCACGGGAAGCAAGAAUAACAGAUUCCUGAACCCAGCGAUGGCCAAUAAGAACAGGAUACAGCCACCUUCGAAGAUAGUCCACUUCUUCAAUACCCCUCCCGAUCUGACCGAAGAGACCGUGAAUCGCGUAUUCGUGGAGCGCGGCAUUGAAGCGCCGACGACGGUGAAGCUAUUUCCACUCAAGUCUGAGAGAUCGUCGUCCGGACUAAUUGAGUUCAGCAGUGUUGGGGUUGCGGUAGCUGCUAUUAUGGAAUGCAAUCACACAGCGCUCGAGAAUAGUAAUGGCAAAUUCCCCUACAUCAUGAAACUCUGCUUCUCAUCUUCGCGCACCAUACCCACGAGCUUCCCGCCCAGCAGUGGUAGCGCGUCGAGCAAUUCCGCCGGUAAUGGCCACGUCAAAAUGCAGCAGGACUCGGAAUAGAACGGCGAGGUCCAGGGCCAGCAGCGUCAGCGUCAGCGCCAGCGCCCCUCUCUCGCCCUGCACCCGUUGUGUGCCCCGACGGGCACGGCCCUGCACCCCGCAGCCGCAGCGAUAACGCUAUCCCCGGUCCUACCGCCACCUGUGCCGCCACCUCUGCCGCCACCCACCUGUCUCCUGAUAGCCACUCCGACCCUCUACCCGACCGUACCACCACCGCCACCGCCUCCAUUGCCCACCUUCUGGCCCUAUUGAGACGGGCCCAACCUGGCCGGUGGGCUGGUGAGACGAACGCACGCAUCAGCGAGACCGACCAGCCGACCUUCCGAGGAUGAGACACACGAUAAACGCGUCCAGGUGCUUCGCUCGGACACGACAACGCGAUGCCCAUCGCGAGACCGCCGAUGUCGCUCCAUGUCGUCGAUACACGUGCCGUCUCGCGAACGUGCAUCGUCGCAGUUCUCGUUCGUGGGAGUCGGGGAGAUCUUCCGGCGGUACAGUGCGCAACGACUGCGCGCUGACGGUGUUCAGUGUCGAUUGUCGCCAGGGACGGUUGUCGACGGCGGAGGGCACGCGGUCGGAACCAGGCUCGGCGUUCGCGAAGUUGUGGGGUAAGUGCUGCGCGAUGUGUGACGGUGUCGGGCUGUCGCAACGUGUGACGAUCCUCGCGGCAUCUCGGGGAAGCGCGCUCGACGGCCGGCGCAGGUGUCGCGCCCCGCUUCCCGGAGAUACCUGAAGAAACAGCUCGGAGAGCCGGCGGCCUCCGGCGCGCAUACAUAUCAAGGGCAAAAGGGAAUGCAUCAGUGAGCUUCAUGAGGAACCCACGGAUGCGGAUUUGCGAUCUCAUUCCGGAGGGACGUUGAUAUGGUGAUGACCAUUUCGAUGAGAUGGCAGCCAUCUGAAGAGAGAGAGAGAGAAAGAGAGAGAGAGAUGACGCCGCGCCACGGAGGACAGACGGCCGAAGAGUACCGAAAUUUUUUCGAGAUAAAGAAAGAAGAGAGGACACUUCUUAUUGGCGAAUAGAUGGAGGAGGACGAAGCGGCUCGAAGAUGCUCCUCGAAAGCGGGAAAGAGAGCAGUUGAGAAAGAGAGAGAAAGAAAGAGUUUGGAGAACUUGCUGGGGGAGGAGCAGUCGUUGGAGGAAGUUAGGAGCCCAUCGAAGAAUACUUAGGAAUUUAAUCUAUCAAAGGGAACAGGUCGGACUCGCUCAGGACGACGACGGAAGUGGCCAUCGGGAAAUCAAACGGAAGGAGUGGCAUCCCUUUGGUAGCGGAACGACGCGAGGACGGUCUAACUUCUUCGGAAGAGAAUCGAGUCUUUUGGAAGUGAGAGAGGAAAGACAGCUGGAAAAUUCGGGAGAGAUCAGCGGAAUGAAUGUUCUCAGAAGUGUGGCGUUUUGGUGAAUACUGGAAUUCCGGAGCGGGAGCGGAUCCGCGAAUAAGUGUCGAUUCCUCGUGAUUGUUCACGUAGCGAGCACACGUGAGCGCUGCUUCUGCGAUGCCUCUCGCGUCACGACACACGGGCGUCUCUCCGGUGCACUCACGGGAGACGCCGCUCCCUCUCGUUUGUGCGUUCGCUCGUUCGUUCGUCCGCGCGACUACGGUUCGACUCUCACCAGAAACGCGUGCGCACCCGCACGCACGACACACGUUUUAUUCUGAAGCCGAGCCACGCGCUCCUCGACGACCAUACUUUGUGGGAUCCAAUAAAAAUGAAACGGAGAUUUCUCAGCGACCACUUUAAUUAACACACGGGACACAAUUAGGAAGAGAGCGCUCUCGGAGUAUCUGAAUCAGUUUUGCGCCGCGAGAACAAACUGUUUUACGAGACCUGCGCGAGAACGACCUGCAGCAUCCGCUUCUGAAUGUCACUGAAGUCAACACAACGUCGCCGCCGCCGCCGCCGCCGCCGCUUCAUCGUCGCGAUUGGCGCAAGCGGCCCGUGGCGAGCGUCGCGCCGUUUCCUUUGCGUGUUCGCCACCGCGAGCCAACGUCGCGUGUGAUUCUCUGAUGAAUUUAAUGUAACUUUGUGUUGAGGGAGAGAAAUAGAGAAAGAAAGAAAGAGAGAGGAAGAGAGAGACACACACGUACCACAUUGCAGACGCGACUGGGCAAAUCGUUCCUCCAGCUACAGGAACGAUUUCCCGCGGAGUGAUGACUUCCUUAUUUCUUUUAUUUUAAAAUCGACAACAUAUAUAUAUACAUAUAUUUUAAACAAACUCUUAAAAUUUCUCAUGAAGGCAACAACACGGUAAUUCGCGGCUGGAGCGCGACUCUCAUGUGUGCGGGGCGUGCGCAGCUCGAAUUCUUCCGCGGCUUUUGAACUUGUUCCUCAAGACGUCGUCGUCGUCGUCUCGAAAAGAAUGUAAGAACCUUUUAAUUGGGGCCAUUUUAAUCGAAUCUGUAAAUAACUCUAAUCUAGGAUUCUUAUAUACUGCUUUUGCCCCAGUCGCUUAGCGUGUUGUUGCUCGACAUCUAUUAAUUAAAAGCAUAAAGCGAUUUAAUAGCGAUAAGGUUGCGUUCUUUUUUUCGCGUUAGAGUAAGACAUUUUAGAGCUAUGAAAAGUUGAAGAAGAGAGAAGGAAAAAGGAAGAGAAAAAGAGCGAGAAAGCGAGACAAAGAGAGAAGGAUCAUUUCUUCAAAGAUAUGAGCAUAUCUUUAUGACAGACUUAGGGUAUUCUUAAAUUAUAUUAUCCUGAAAUUUAUCUCUAGUAGAGCUUGACGUUUUCUUCAAGUAGCAGAAAAGAGAGACGCCAUUGCCGAAAUGGCGUAAAUAAUCGACGAAUUGCAUAAUGGUUGUUUUUCGUUUCUUUUUUUAUUUCGAAAACGUCUGUAAUUCAUCCACUAGCCGGAUAAGUGCUAAUUUUAUGAUUGAUCAAUUGCAAGAGAGAAAGAAAGAGAGCAAACUUUGCAUAUCUGCAAGUUUUUACGUCGGGCAGCAAGGUGAGUGCGUUUCGAUUUGCGUUUCGGUUUUCGUCGCGCGAGGCUACGUCGCGGGCCCUAAACGUUAACAAUAAAAGUCGUCUAGACUGCUAUCCAUUAAGAGGAUUAAGUCGUUUCCACUGUACCCCCCACUUACACCCUCCGCUUCUCCAGUCGAAUAAACGAACGAAGGAAUCCUCCCAAAAGCUGUAGUGUUCAGGUUGCGACGACGACACGUCAGUGUCCGCACGCUCGCGAGCAGGCGAUGAAAAUAAAUAAUAAUAAAAAGGAAAAACGACAGACACACACACACACACACACACACACACACACACACACACACACAAACGUACUAACACGAGACAAAGCGAAGCACCACGCUCGACGAGCGCCGUGGCACUCCCUUACAGCACUUUUCGUCAGAUCGCGGAUUCUGCGAAGCUGAAUUUUAUAUAUCGAAACAAAAGCGAAGAAAAGAAAAGAAACAAGACAAACAAUGAGGAACAAUGAAAUCGACGACACACAUACACCUCACAUGCACACAUGCAUACUCUCACAGCCACAGACGAUAUACAAAGAGAGAGAAAGAGAAAGAGAGAGAGAGAGAGAAAGAAAGGGAAAGGGACACAGUAACACACGUAAAACACACGUGCACACACAUGCACACGUACACCCACGUACACGAUAUAUUAGUGUCCCUCGGCAAUAUUUUGUCGGGCCGAGAGGCGUUUUUAUAAGAAUGGUUUUAGAUCUCCGAACAAAUUUUGCGAUGCGAACCAAACGACUAACUAAACUAAAAAUAAAUAUAGACUUUGACUCGGCCAUACGUAAACGUAAGAUAAUAAAGGGGCCGCGCCCUUUUGAGAUGCGUGAGAUGAAUAUACCCGCCGUGUUUUGUCCAUUGCCCGUGAGAGAAAGCAAGAGAGAAAGGGAGAGAAUGCGAGAGCAAGAGUGGGAGAGAGAGAUAGAGUGGGAGAGAAAGUCACAGAGAGAACGUGAGGGAGAGAGAGAGAGAGAAAGAGCGAGAGAGCGAGAAAUACCUAAGGUAAAUGAGAAAUAAUUUAAAUAAGGAAACACACACACAAACUUUAUAUUCGAGGCAAUAUUUGUUACAAUACAACUAGACGAUAAGUUGUGUAUAAUCGGGGGCUUCGGCUGGUGGUAAACGGGAGGACUUACUCCUCUCACCUUCGAACGCCGACGACGAAAAACCGUCUCGCUGGAGCUGUCGAUCGUAGAGGACGGCGUGUAUCGACGUCGUCGGGGAGGAACGCGCGAGCGCGACACACAGCGGAAAUAAAAGAGGUACUAAGUUAAUUAACGCGCGCUUUCAGCGAUCAACUGCGACGCGUCGGUAGUUUGUUAUUUACACUCGAGGGCUCAUGAUGGUAGAGAGAGAGAGAGAGAGAGAGAGAGAGAGAGAGAGAAAGAGGGAAAGAGAGAGUUGUGCUCCAACGACGUAGUAUGUGUAUGUAUAUAUAUGUAUAUGUGCAUAUAUAUUGUGUAUAUAUAUAUAUACAUACAGAAUAUCCUAGAUUUGUCUCUGCAACGUUCGUGGGACUGAGGUGAUAAAGGUCCCGUACCAUUUUGCGAUAUUCGCAAUAAAUCUCGAGAUAUAUUAAUUAAAAAAGAUUGGUGAAUGAUAACGCGCGAUAUGAUAGAUGAGCUGUAGUAGUACCGUCUGCGGCUUGUAUAUUUAUACAUCAGGUCAAACAGAACAAAAAAGUCUUCUACCAUUUUGCGAAUCACGUAGAUUUUUAGAUAUUAAUUAAAGAUGAUUUGCGCGCAUUAUCGCGCACAAUCACAUAACAAUUCCAUUAAUAACUAAAAAUCUACGUAGUUUGCAAAAUGAAGGACUUUUUUUGCUUGAUCUAAGAUACAAGCACAUAUCUACCAUAUCUCGCGUGACAUUCACCGAUCUUCUUUAAUUUAAAUCUCGAAAUUUAUUGGAAAUAUCGUAAAAUGCUACGAACUAUGUUCACUUCAAUUCGUUCUACGUCUCCACGAACGUUGUGGAGACGAAUCUGGGACAUCUUGUAUAUAUAUACAUACAUAUAUUAUUUUAACAUGCCCCAUCCGCGCUCUCUCCUCUACCAAGAGAGCCUAAACUUGUUUUCACAUCACAUUCUUAUAUUUUUAUUAUUAUUAUUACGACCGAUAUAUUGUAAUUAUUAAUAGAGUUACAUGUCAUUUUAUUGUAUUAUUAUUAUCAUCAUCAUCUUCAUCGUCACUUAUCAUCAUCAUCAUUAUCAUCACUCAUCAUCAUCAUCAACAGCAUCAUCAUCAUCAUCAUCAUCGUCGUCAUCAUCAUCGUUGUCGUGUAAUCACGCGUUGAAUUUUGAUUACACGCAGAGUACACAUCACGUUUUACGUCGGAGAAGUACUUUUUGAUUUGACGAACAGGACCUAAGACGUAAGACGCUAAGCAGUUUUAGGAACGUGCAACCAUAUCAUACAAUUUUGUAGAUAAAUAUAUAUAUAUACAUAUGUAUAUGUAUAUAUUUAUGUGAUGCGGAGAGUACGGCGUUUAAAUUAUAUAAGAGCGUAUUAUCGCGUCGCGUGGCAAACGCGCCGCCACGCACUCGAUGUCCACUCAAAGACAAAUCCGAAGUGAAAUAUAUACUUUGUCCGGUCGUGCAGCUCCUCGGGAACGAAUUCGCGAUCGCCAGGAACGUAAAGAGCCCGUUUGAUCGCCGUGUCUUUUCGGGGAAAGAUUUCACGUAUCUCAGUCUUUCAGUUUCUCAUUCUCUUCUACUUGGGCCAGAGCUUAAGAUGGCGGUCGCGAAAAUCGCAUGAUUAACGAUUCGUUUGCGCAAUUAUAAAAGUAACGCACUCGAGCCCGUUACUUAAGAAAUUCUUUCAAUUUCUUCUCGAUCUCGUUUCUCUUAACUAAUCUUUAUAAUCGAUUGAGCCUUUUUAAAAGACAACAAAUAACUUUUAUCUCUCGUAACUGAAAUCUUUGAAAAAGAUUUGACACACUGGUGUGUACUAUUUUUUUAAUUAGAGAAAAUGAUUAAGUAAAGAGAGAGAGAGAGAAAGAGAGAAUCGGUGUGACUCAAGCUGAUACAUUUGAAUACUUUAUCAGAAGUGCACCAACGCGGAAGCCUCCGCGCUUUCUUUCACUGAAAAUUUAACUCCUUCGUGCGGGUAUCUCGCCGUGAUUCAUCUAUAUCUUCAUCCCGCCGACUCCGCGUCCCUUUCUCCUCUCUCUCUCUCUCUCUCUCUCUCUUUCUCUGAGUUCCUCGUCGGAAAAAAACACGAACGAGGCGCCGGGGGAAGCGGCCCAGGGCGGAAACGCGGCUUCGUUCCUCGAGGUAGGCAUUAAGGAAACGGCGGCGUUAUCGUUUCCCAGGUGACACAUCCCGUGUUAUGGGACGACUCCCCGCUUCGAGACGCAAAUCUCGUCCCGGCGCGAGUUUAAUGACGCGUUUUAAUUAAGGACGCAUCGAGAGAUCGAAAGCACGUUAUAUACCAGACUGUCGCUUAUUUUCUGACACUUUACCCGCGCGCUAAACUCCAGUCAAGUGAGACGCGUACGUAGAACGUAUUUACAACGAACACACUCGCUCAGCUCGUCCCGGCCGCCGCGUCUCUUUCGACUCGGGCGCGAAGGCACGCGCGGCGGCGGGGCCGCGUCCCUUUCGGCGUCCCUUCGACACGGUCGACCUUUACAUUUAACCCUUUUCCAUGUGCGCUAAGUGUAAUUAGUCAGGAGAAGAAGAAGAACAUGAAAAAAAAAAAAUCAAUAGAACAGCAAACACCGAAUUCUAGAACUUCGCGCGCGCUAGAGACGGCCGCGCGACUCCUCCGUAGGACUUUUGACUUAACGAGAACGUAGGAUCGUAGGAUCGCCCGCCGUCUCUCAUAGUCGAGCAGGAGGAGAAGAAAACGCGGAGGAACUCCAAAAGGAACAGUCAUAGAGACGCAUAAGCAGCGGCGAGACGCGUGAAAACGGAGAGCGAGUGACCGUACGGGGUGGGUGGUAGCUCGUAGUCCGUGCAGAAAUCGAUUUCUAAAGAUGGAGCACGUCGUCGAGCCGCCUAAUGCGCGACCGACAUGUGCGCGGGGGUGUGUGGAAGGGUUAAAUCUAAAGACACACAUAUAUAAGUAACGGAUAUGUCACACUUCGAGUACUGUGCAUCAGAAGAUGACGAGGCUCGCGCGCAAAGAGCGAAGCUCUCUCUCACACGGCUUGUUGCAUAUCAACCCUCGGCCGAAGGCACCUUCGUCGGCCUGCUGCCUGUUCCAUUAGUGCCGCGGAAUCCUGAGGAUCGCGCACCUGCGAUCGCCACGGGAGCGCGAGGACAGGUGCGCCUAAUGGCGCGCGCGAGCCUAAUGACGGCACGCGGUGAGGAUAUCGUCGGGCGCACGUUUCGUGUGGACGAUUAAUACCCACGGUGAUAUCCUCCGAGGAUCCUCGGUUACGUCAUUGGAUAAAUUUAUAUUUCUAUGCAGUUAGCGUGGAGACUUUUAAUCCUGGCUCGAAUCAACUCGGUGACGAGAAAAAGAUUGGGGAAAGGAGACAGACAGAGAGAGAGAGAGAGAGAGAGAGAGAGUGAGGAAAGAAAAUUGAUUCUAGCAGGACUGAGGUCGGGACCACACGGAGGAACGUAAGCAGUAAAACUUGAACGAGCAAAUCGACCAACUACAACUGGUGAAUCUCUUCAUAAGUCCAAAAAUCGAUUGUGAUUGGUCGAUUUUCUUGCAUCUUCAUCCUGGAACCCCAAACACGGAUCAAUUUUAGCCAACGCGUCCUAUUUUCACAACUCCCGGCGAAAUGAUCGAAAUUAAAUGUUCCGUUUUUUAAAUCCGAGCAGAAAUCGUCGGGGGAUAUGAUUCCAUUGGUAUUUUCGCUAAUCAAUAAAAAAGUCGUAAUAAAAGAAAAAAAACACGUUUUUGGGAGCGGUAACGUUUGAAAGGUCCGGGUAAAUUGUACAUUUGCCAAGAAAGACACUUGGAAAUUUAUUUGUGGAACAAGAGUUUAUUUCGCAUAAAUGAACUUUGUAUUCCGCAGAAAUAAGCUUUAUUCCACAGAAGUAAACUUUACAUCCCGCAGAUGAAUUUUCGAGUUGUUUUUUUCCCGUGCACGUGUUUAGGGUUGAGUGUUUGCGUUUUCCCGCGUGCCUCGAUCGAUCUGCGGCGCUCACUGCGCGAAGUGGUCGCGUCAUCGGGCGCGCACCUGUCCUCAGGUACCACAUUUACCGCCUGUUCUCGAUACAUCGAAGCGCGCAGCGGGACGCAAAUAAUCCACACACACGCACACACACAUAUACACACACACACCCUCGCGUUGGAAGUUUGCGCGACGCCCCGAGGGAGAGCGACGCUUCAAAACGCCAAUCCUCAGGACGCCGCCGUCGCGCAGCGUGGGGGUUAAGGAGGGCACGUUAGUCGUUAGACACGCGUUUUGCGAUGUAAGAUUAAUCGCGCGUCUCUUACCACGGACGAGUGGGAAUGUACAUAGCUUAUACCCGGUUUUUUUUCUCUUUUGGUACGAAGAGGACCCGCGGCCUCCUCCCCCCACCCCACCCCAAGUAAGUUUCGCGUAUUCUCUCUCGCUAAGUGUCACGCUUAUAGAGAUUUAAAGUAAAUCGAUGGACAAGGACAUAGCACACCCGCACACACAGACAUACAAAGACAUACAGAUACACACACCCUUAAUCGUAAAUCGCAGAGCGAACGCGACUGCGAUGAUAACCGCGACUCAGGCAUCUUCUCGCGGACAUCUUCUGGUGAACAGGUUCUAAACGUUGUACAAAAUCAAAUUGUAAUUUGUAGCCUGUAGAGAUCCUGUAAACGAUACAGUAUUCCAGAGUAGAGUUACAUAGCACUGUGUACGUAUAAGCACGACUACAUGUUAAAAAAAAACACUUCACACACCAAACUUGGAGGUUGUAAAGACGAGCCAUCUGUGUCGAUAAUUAAUUGUAAUUUGGAGGCGCGCAAGCUGCGGAUAACUGGUUUUAGAGAUCUUAACUAAUACAUAUCCCAUCUCUUCUCUAUAUGUAUAUAUUUGCAAUCGCAAUGAGUAUUCGAGAUUGAUUAAUUAUUAAUAAUGUAAUUAUUAUCAUUAUUCUUAUUAGCGUCACGAUUAUUUAUAGUACUUUCUCAACCCCGCCCCCCCACCCCCACCACGCCCGCGGGCUUUGUGAAAGCGGCGGGUGGUCGAAUAAGUAUGUUUAAAACGAACACACGUUGCGUUUAAGGCGUUAGGUUUAAUGCUCGUUAGUUAGACACUUAGAUAGUCGAUACAGUAGGUACAUAUCGUUAAUAUUGUUAUUAAUUAAUGGUACUUGCGAAAGGGUAUUACUGCCGUUGCGCUUUGGUCCCUCUUGUACGCGUUGAGAUACGCGUUGCUCCUCGCAAGAUCGUCGCCACGUUUAUUCUCUCCGCGGUACGCGACCUCUCGGUGACAAAGACGCAAAGAAAAAAAUAUCAGCAAUCUCACGGAAUCGUUCCUCCUCUACGAUGCCCCCUCAUUUAUUCGCAGCGGGAUCACUUUAACGCGUUAAUCGUCCUCGGCCGGCACCUCAACCCGUUCCCUUCGCGUUUGAGCGCGAUCUUCGGAGCAACGCGGACCGUACAGUACGAAGCAGAGCGCAGUGUAGCCGUUCUAGCGAUUCUCCUGACGAGCCCAAGUAUUCCCGGUGACGUAUACCUGCUCCACAUAUCAGGUCUUAGGCACCCCGAGCACUACCAUGCGCCAUAUCAAUGUUUCUAAGCGGUGUCCCUUCCCUCUCCUCGUUUCCCCGCCGUUCAAUGUUCUCGAUAAGGAGAGAAGGAAGAAAGAAAAAAAUUAGCGGCACGCCGAUCACGCGCACCCCUCACUCCGUCCCUCGCUCCUCCCUCUCUCACAGCCCUUCCCGAUCCCUUCCCGUGAGCCUUCCGCCCGCUAUUGCCCGCUCUUUCCACCUCGUUACUGUACAUCUGUGAGCCGGAAGGGUCUCUAAGCUCUGUCUUCCCGUCGCUACGUGAAAAGACAAAUUAGAUGUAAUAAGAUUUGUUGACUGUAUACAUUAUUAUAUACAUCGAUCACGCGCAUCACCACCGGCAUAAACACCUACCCAACCACCACCACCACCACCACCACCACCCACACGUCAACCACCACCACCACACUACCGAACACGGGGAGAACACACGAGACCGAUAGCCGUCGCCGCUGCGUCAAGAUGGUCCACGAUGGAUCGCCAAUGCUAAGAUCGCGACCAACGCGACGAGAUCAGCCGCUUUCUCGUGGAUUCGCUUUGAUAUCAUCACAGCCAGUGGCUCGACACGGGGAAAUCGACGCUUCUUUACUAUCCGCGAGGCGACCCGCCGCUUCUUUUUGUUCUUAAGGCGUUCACGUUAGGAAGAGAUAGGAACGCUUUCUCGACUAUAGUUAUAUUAUCAGCGUUAUUGUUUGUCAUUAUGCUAAAGUGUGAAGUAAGUAAUAUAUAAAUGUUAACACCUUAUCGACGAGAGUAACGAUCCGAGCGUGCUUGCCGGCUAAGAGGGUUUCGAGACCGUCGAGGCUUCGAUUAUAGGUCUGCUUGUUUGCAUUUUUUGCAAUUUUGCAAGUCAAUUCGUUGAAACAAGAAAAAUUUGUCAAUUAAUUCUAAUGGGUUAAUAAUAAAAGUGACAUUUCUAUUCCAGUAGAGAUCCUUUUAAGUUAAACGGCAAUAAUAAUUUGAUGUUUUCGUAUUCAGUUCCGUUUAUUUAUACACUCGGGCAAAUAGAGGUGAAAUUCUCACCUUAAAUUCAUCGGCCAUGCGCCACGAAUAUCGGGAGAAAAGUCAUUCCGCAUUUUGGCCAAACGUAAAGGAGCUUUUGUAAAAUUCACUCUGGCAUUUCUCAACUCUUGUCUCCCAAUUUACAGUUUCGGUUUAAAACUUCGUAUUCGUGCAAAGAAUAUAUAACAUGAAAUAGUCGACGACUUACGACUUUGGUUCACAUUAGCUCAGUUAUUGCACACGUACACUCGUGGUCGAAAAAGUUGUCUUUUAUGUAAGUUUCGGAACCUAUCCGUCUUGUCCAAUGAGAGAGCCUUUUCAUUGGAAAAUAAAUUCUCUCAUUGGACAAGAAGGGUGAGUUCCUGAAACUUACAAGAAAAAACCAGGCAACCUUUUCGGCCACGAGUGUACACAGUUCGAAUAAGCGAGAAAUAGAAUAGAAUAAAGCGCAACGGAAAAAAAAUAAAAACACACCUAUAUCGGGCGUAAAUGAUCAGCGCGCUAUGACCUCGUCGAUAAGGUAUUAAGAUUCAAUCGAUCCCCGCGACGCUACGAUUUAACGUUCUAUCUGGCUGCACGCCAACUUUUCUACACGACGCGUCGCGCACUUCAAUAUUCGAUAUUCGGUGUAUACAAUGAUAACCGUAACAAUCGCCAUCGGCCCGAACAGAGAAAAUCCGCUUUUUUUUUCCGGUGAUCGCGAGGCCACUUGACUUCUCGUUACAAAAAUAUUCUAGUCGGAUAAAAAAAAUAUAGAAAAAAGAAAAUCCAUAAAUAGUUGUGCGAACGCGCAGCUCUUAUAAAAAAAAAAAAAAAAAGGGAAAAAAAUUCAAAGCGAAGAGGAACGGCAAAUAAAAGCCCUGAUCGUUAGCCGGAAAGUAUUCAUCGCGAGAAUUAUUUGCGUAGCGCUCAGAACGUGUUAUCUCUUGUGACGUAAACGAAAAUAGUUCAAACAGACAAUUCAAUCGAGACCACCGAAUCACUCUCGUGAUAACCCCAAGACUCGGUCGCGAAAAAUUCGAGAUGAGAGUCGUGAGGUAAAAGCACCAAUUCCCGGACAUUUAUCUAAUUAUGGACACUCGUGUUGUUCUGGUCUUUUAAGAGGCCAAACUUGGAGACUUCGCCGACAGAAUACUGACCUCUUUCUGUCAAGUUUACGUCGCGCAGAAUCACAAAUGUUUUUACACAGCGAAAGCACCGCAAAAAUUAAUCGGAGCAUUGACAAAGUGUGACGAAGACGAUAAAACAUUUCGAAAUUGAUUUCUUGGAACCGUCGCAUAGUUGGCGUAGAUAUUUACCUGAUCAAAAGUUUUGCAUUUUGUACAUACCGAACGUGUGUUUACUCCGCUCGGGAAAGUUUCCAACAGUUGCAUCCAUGCAAUUAAAUCUAAAAGCUUAAAAAUGUACGCGGAAGAUUUGCAAAAAAACGUCCAUACACAUAAAGUCAUGUUUUUCGCUAAAUAUAUUAAAGCAACACACAUCUGCGUGAGAUUUCUAUAUGCACGAGAUACAUUGCUCGUGUCAGUAACGAUCGCGUCUGCGUUAUCGAAAUUUUUGGAGUUCGUCAUCCACUUCAGCAUCCUUUCAAGGGGAUGCUGGAGUCGAAAUCUCUACCACCAGAGUAUUGACUUUUUUCUACAAAGUUUAUGUUGCACUGAAUCACAAAUGCUCUUACACAAUAAAAAUACGUGCGAGAACGAAUCGGAGUGUUGCUCAAUAUGUGAGGAAAACGAUAAAACAAUUUCAAAGUUAACAUUUCAAACGCUGUUAGUUAAAAUAAAUAUUCGCCUGAUAAAGAUCUGUAGCUCGUACGUAUAGAACAUUGCUCUGCUCAAAAAGAUUCCAAAGAACAUUUGUGUAAGAUCUAUAUGAAAAAGAUAACGUGUGAUUAUGACAAUAUCGCCUUUGCGUUACCGGAAUUUUUAGAGUCACAUCGAUUUCAGUAUCCCUUUGACGUAUUAAAGGUUCGUAAACACUUAAACUUUUCACAUAGAAUAUAUAUGUAUUUUACGUUGUAAGUUUACAUAUACAUUUGGAGACCAAGACAAUAAGAAUGUUCAGGAUUAGGUGCGGGGAUCGGCAUCUUUACCUUCUUGUCACUCGGAAAGCUCAAAUAUUUUUUUAUUACUAUAAUUUCGUGUCUUCUUUUUCGAUCCACACAAUUCGCGAGACCACGGACGGCUCUCAGACAUAACCCGAGUCACGAACAGCCUCUUCGUUUGCGAAAGAUUCCGCGCAGAAACGUGCCUCUUUAUCGUCGAUAAGGUGUUAAAGCCGGCCGAACUUGUUCAUCCACUUGGUCCCUUCAACCGACAUAGUGCUCGAUCGCGACUGAACUGAACUGUACGACGCUCUCGAGGAAGCCGCGGGGAUUAGCGCGACCAAAGGGAGACGCGGAUUAAACAACUUCGGGAACUGGCGUUCCGCGAUGCCUGCGCUUAAUUAAUUAAAUUAACUAGAUCCGACGUUGAAAGACGAUCGCGAAAGCGAAAUUCGCGCGCGCGCGCGCCAGUCUGUCGGGUCCGACUCGAGCUGCUUGAUCAUUCAAGGAGCAUCUAUCGUCGUUCCCUACGCGGGUAUUCGGCAAUUUCGAGCCGGUCGUGUCAAUUUCGAGCAUUGACCAUCCAUAAUAGCCUGUUGUGCCGCAGCGCCGCCGAUAUCGCGGGCCGUACGUCGUGGAAAACGAUCUAUUCACGCCAAACACGUCACACUCUGACUCACACACACACACACACACGUACACAUGCACACGCGCACACGAGAAAUACAGUAACGUGCAAUAAUAGCGUCUGAUGGGUGUGCUCUUAUCACGCGUUCGAAUUUUUUCCGUCUCUCCCAGGAUGGUAUACUUCGCCGCAAACACGUCAAAUGUAUCGCGACAGCGCAGACCCCCUUGGGUCCCUUCAUCUCUCUUCGACCCCUCUGUGUCCGCGCACGUAUACAUACACACAUAUAUAUAUAUAUAUAUAUAUAUAUAUAUAUACAUAUAUAUAUAUAUAUAUAUAUAUAUAUGUGUAUAUAUAUAUAUAUAUAUAUAUAUAUAUAUAUAUAUAUAUAUCCAGAUAAGGAUUAAGGGAUUUCGAGGCGAAAUACGAUCCGGGACCUCUGUAUAUAUCCACGUCAUCGGUACGCGAUAUACGCGCUGCCCUAUCUAUAUGUAAAAAAGGAAAUAUAUAAAUAUAAUAGAAUAUCUAUAAGAGAUAAGAGAGAAAGAGAGAGAGAGAGAGAGAGAGAUAGAGAGAGAAAGAACGAUUCUCUCUUCAAGUCGAACUCGAAUCGCGUCGUUCAUAUGGAGAGGACAUAAGAAACAAUAAUGUUAAGAUCAUUCCUCGAAACGUGGUGGAGAGCAUUCUGCGUCGGACAAUAUUGAGGCACGAGCUUGUGUACACACGCGAAUCUGCAAAUACAUGUUCUCUGGGAAAAAGAAGAAAAAUUAAAGAAAAAAAGAGCAUACACACACACACGAACACACACAGACACACACAUGCGUAGACACGCUCCAAAAAUGUGGUUACUCUUAAAAACGAAAAGGAUAAAAAAAAUAACGAUGUAAUGUGUAUAUUAAUACUAUAUGUCGUACGCUCUAAUGUUGUUUGAAGAGUUAUUUGCGAGUCAAUUAUCUGUGCCUAGCAGCCCUGUGCACCCUAUCAAAUGUACCACCGUUCAGAUGAAAGAAACCAAACGAAAAAAAGUGGUGAAAGAUAAAGAUAGAGAGUGAGAAAUGAAAGGAUACACGACGACGACGACAAUAACGACUGCGACAACAACGAUGACGACAACAACGACGACGACGACGACAACAAAUUCGCGGCAAUACACAGAGGAAAGAGAGAAAAAGAGAGAAAGAAAGAAAGAAGGAGAGAGAGUGAUGAUAAAAGAGAUAAGAGAGAAAUACAGAACGAAGAGAUAUAUUAGUAUCGAGCAGAACACACGACACGACACGUGCGUCUCUCACAAAUUGCACCCUGUAUACAUAGUUCGCACAAUGAUCUGUUCCUAUUUUGGAAUCAGUUUUUUCGGAUUUGCCAAGAAUGUAUAUCUACAGAUUCUAUAUGAGAAUAUAUAUAGAAAAAAAAAAAAACUGAACAUGAAAUAUAAAGUAUUGAAAUCUAGUUCUGGAAUUGUAUAACCCUUUUCGACCAAGCGGAUCCAAAGCGCGAUUUGCCGAGGGGGAGGCUAUAAGAAGCGCGCCCAGAUAACUGCAAGCAACCCCCUCGUGCCCGUGCAGCCUAAGUAGCGCUUUCGUUUUCUUUCGCGAUCGGACAGCAACGUGGAUGUGCGAUCUCUGCUUAUGUUUGUGCAUCGAGAAAUAGAGCUAGCUUCAUUAGAGUGAUUGUUAUUUUUGUGAGAAAGUGAGAAACUGUGUGCAUGUGUGUGUGCGUGCGUGCGAAAGAGGGAGAGGCUGAGCGUGGAAAUACGUGAAGGUGACAAACGCUUCGCGAAAAGCAGCAUGAGAGGGAGGGAGAGAGAGAGUGAGUGAGUCUGAAGGGAAGCCUGUUUCAUAAAUUGACGAGAAAGCGAUACUUUACGUUUUCCACCGACUCACAGGUGGUUUUAUGCGAAUUUUAACGACAUGUGACAUCUCUCGCUGUCAGAAUGUAUCGGCAAUUAUGAGUCGGAUGUGCGACAAUGUUCGCACAGGAGUUCGCGGAAGCUUCUCGAUUUCGGCGAGAUCAACCACGUGAUCCGCGAUCGUCCGAUCGAUCGCCCUUUAAGCUGUUUCGUCCACGAGGUUGUUCACGACUCGCCCUCCCGUGGCGAAUACGCACGAUCUCGAGGCAAGUGAACAGAAACGGCCGUACGACGAUUCAGCGAGAGAUUAGCGCGUUUGAGAGUAGGCAGGAAGGGCAGGUACAAACAAUAGAGAGCAAGGAGCUCGUAGAGAACAGGAAGAUCGGACGACACUCGAAGUCUCGCAUGUAGUACACGACGCUUUGCGACUCGAAACUCUGCUCGCAACCAGUUAAAUAGAUAUAGAUAUAUAUAUACAUACAUAUAUAUAUAUUUACCGUCACACACUGAACACAACAGCACAACCACAACCACUACCAACAACCACCAUCACCAACCACUUUACCACGACCCACGCACAUCCAUAUAUAUUUAUACAUACAUAUAUAUAUAUAUACAUCUCUAUAUUAUAUAAACGUAUAUUACAUUUACGAGUACGCGCGAAGAGACUCCUCACCCACUUUUAUGUGACUUACACUGCUGGUGUACACGCCGUAGGACGCCUGUAUGUGUGUGUCUAAAGAUGCAGGAAAAACACUACAUCUGCUUCAGGUACUCUCCGUUCGCGAGGGACACACGACGAUCACGCCGCUUCUCGUCCGUUCGCGCGGAUUUGCGUGACUAUACGCGUAUAAUUGCCGCCGUAUAAUAAACGCGCUUGUGUCGUGUCGUUGCAUCGAAGGGCCGAUGCGUUUGUUGAAAAGGAAAGAGAAAAGAAGGAGAGACAACGCGCUUUCUUGUCGUUUCCGACGCCGCGCGAUCAUGGCAGUACGAUCUUUCAUCCUUCGAGAAUGCGCUCGCGUAGAGGAGGCGAUCGUUCCAAACUCGUGAGCCGUUCAUGGGUUUACGGGUAUGUUAUUCCGCUUUAGGGGUUCACGAUGGCGUAGCGAAGUUAUUUUCCUCCUCCUCUCGCCGUUUUAAUCCGGUAAUGAUCGAUGGGCGAUUAGAGUCACGUUUGGGGGACGAACUGGAGACUGUAAACCCCAGCAGCACACAUUAGUUGGUCAACGGUUGGCCACUGUAGAUUCUAAAUUAGCCACCAUAAAGUCAACAUUGGCUCGAUGCUUCGUGCUGCUUGAGAAAGCCUGAUCUACGAUGAUUUACCUCUUUCUGACUCAAACCUUAAGCUUUAAGCCAGAAAAAGACAGAAGAGAAGAAACAGGACGCAAAGAGCAUAUUGUAGAUCAGGCUUUAAAGCUUGAUCUACAAUGUGUUAUUUGCCUCUUGUUUCUUUUUCUUUAUCUCUUUUUGACUCACACCUUAAGCCUUCAAUUAAAAAAGGACAGAGAACAAGAAACAGGAAGCAAGCAAAGAGCAUGUUGCGGAUGAAACUUAAGGGAGAAUUCACACCUUGACAGAAAAGCAGAGAGCAGACAGGCAGAAGCUAGUCAGAACUCGCGCUGGUAGAGAAACAGAAGAUUAUCAUCUGACCACCAGACGCGAGUUCUGACUGGCUUCUGCCUUUCUGCUCUCUGCUCUUCCACCAAAGCAUGAAUUCGCCCCGAUCAACCUCGGGAUCUUUCAUCGCCCGUUUCGCGACAAGUUCACGACUCUCGCGAUGCGCAACGUAGGAUGAAAGGCGAACUCCUCGGACGCUCUCGUUUCCGAGAACGUUGCGUGCAAAAUUGUAACGGGGACGCAUUCCGAGCAGUCGGUAGCAGUGACGGAGCAGCGGGCGUGAAUCGGUAACUGAUUAAAAAUCCCGGAAAUACCAAGUCUUCUCUUUCCGCCAUCACACGCAUCACAAAGAGACAUAUCUUCUCGUCCGUGAUUAUCCUAAAACGAGACGUCUUUCGUCGAAGACGGGCUCUGCCGUCGAGUAUCUCGAAGCAAGAACAGUCGGGGUCAGAAAGCGAUAUCGAGAGAGAGAAAGAGAGAGAGAGAAAAAAAAAUAUAUAUAUACAUACAUACACAUGACGUUACGGUAAAACACGUAAACCGGGAAUCUGAAUGCGCGCUUCUCCUCAGAAUUUUCACGCGAGCUUGGUAUUUCGAGGAUCGAUAAGAGCGUCAGAUACGCAGAAGAGGUCACAGCUAGGGACAGAGAAAUAAAACAAGAGGGAGGAGAGAGAGAGAGAGAGAGAGAGAGAGAGAGA
Molecule: messenger RNA, 19287 nt
Organism: Odontomachus brunneus
Lineage: Eukaryota; Metazoa; Arthropoda; Insecta; Hymenoptera; Formicidae
Gene: sm
Product: heterogeneous nuclear ribonucleoprotein L
Exons: 11
Coding region: 399-1832 (477 amino acids)
Biological process (GO): regulation of RNA splicing; mRNA processing
Cellular component (GO): nucleus
Molecular function (GO): mRNA binding
Source: RefSeq, a predicted model, not a curated record